AGCGAUCGUUUCCGCGAGGAGGUUUUAGGAGCUGUUGGUGCGAUAAAGCAAAAUGACGGACAGAUACACUAUCCACAGUCAGCUAGAGCAUCUCCAGUCAAAAUACAUCGGUACCGGCCAUGCAGAUACUACCAAAUGGGAAUGGCUGGUGAAUCAGCACCGUGACUCGUAUUGCUCGUACAUGGGCCACUUUGACUUGCUCAACUAUUUCGCUGUGGCCGAGAACGAGAGCAAAGCCAGGGUCCGGUUUAACCUAAUGGAGAAGAUGCUGCAGCCAUGCGGGCCACCGGUCGACAAGCCUGACGAGUCUUAAUUCAAGCGAAAGCAGACUUCCUACCAUCUUAAGCCACACAGACUUUAGACUGGGAGGCUGAAUUCGGCCAUGUUUAUUUUGUAUUGGAUCGCGUUCCUUAGAUUUGGGGAAGAAAUUAACCUCAACGUGAAUGUGCAAACUACAGUUUCUGUUCCGAAUACUGAGCCACUGUGCUCGAGUGAAAAAAAAAAAACUGUUACGUGAACUUGAACUCAUUUUUCUCACGUUUAUUGCGGGAAUAUAAAGUUCAUACAGCUUAAAGCAUCACUAAAAUACUUUGCGUAUCAGUAGAUCAGUUCGUUGUACUUGAGUCUUUUUAUAUUUUAUGGAAUAUUGGCACAAUAAAUUUCCCUUUUUGAUGCUAAA
Molecule: messenger RNA, 679 nt
Organism: Spea bombifrons (plains spadefoot toad)
Lineage: Eukaryota; Metazoa; Chordata; Amphibia; Anura; Pelobatidae
Gene: SF3B5
Product: splicing factor 3b subunit 5
Exons: 1
Coding region: 53-313 (86 amino acids)
Biological process (GO): mRNA splicing, via spliceosome
Cellular component (GO): precatalytic spliceosome; U2 snRNP
Source: RefSeq, a predicted model, not a curated record